Messenger RNA from Cercopithifilaria johnstoni, 222 nucleotides. NCBI's taxonomy places the organism in Eukaryota, Metazoa, Nematoda, Chromadorea, Rhabditida, Onchocercidae. The record is from the annotation of a GenBank genome assembly.
AUGAGUGCUGCUAUAAACAAAGCAACACUCGUUGUCGGUAAUACAGAUUUUGAUGAGGAAACAUGGCUUGUGGAACCACCAAAUCUAUCAACACAAUCAAAUAGCGAGCAAGGGUCCGGACGAAUUGUUGAAUGGUUACAGGGUGCAGCGAUGAAUGUUGAUUUCCAAACGCGAAGUGCGUUGAGCAGAAAAUUAGCCAGUCAAGCGGCUAGGAAAAGUUAG